Thecamonas trahens ATCC 50062 is the source of this 1950-nucleotide messenger RNA. RefSeq names its product TPR repeat-containing protein. Gene Ontology annotation, molecular function: protein binding; zinc ion binding. NCBI's taxonomy places the organism in Eukaryota, Apusomonadida, Apusomonadidae. Gene Ontology annotation, cellular component: cell outer membrane. The transcript has 2 exons. The record is from RefSeq and is a predicted model, not a curated record. The coding region runs from base 1 to 1950 and encodes 649 amino acids. Gene Ontology annotation, biological process: receptor-mediated virion attachment to host cell.
AUGGUGGUUGGCAUCCCUGGUGGCAACCGCUCGACUGCGGUCGCUGAAGCCAGACGGUUGGUCAAGAAGGCGCGGUCGUAUGAGAAGGCAGGUCAGCUCGCCAAGGCUAUCAAGGCGUACACCCUAGCCAUUGCUCGUGACAAGCGGAACGAGAAGACGUAUUUGCUGCGAGCGUCGGCUUACGAAAAGUCGUCACGGUUCAACAAGGCUGUUGCCGACUACACCACCGCCCUCGAGUGCAACAGCAACAAUCCCAAGACGUACACCAUGCGCGGCCGGGCGUACACCUCGUCCGGCCACUACGAGAAGGCCAUUGCCGACAACACCCGGGCCAUUCAGCUCGAUCCCGACUACUCGACUGCCUACGACCACCGCGGCAUUGCAAAGUAUCGCCUCGGCCGCAAGCGCUCCGCUAUCCACGACUUUAAGCGCGCCAUCCGUCGCGAGCCCAAGUUUGUGAACGCCUACUUUCACCUAGCCCACGCCCUCAAGUCUGUCUCCAAUGAGGCCGAGGCCAUCCUUGCCCUGAGGCGCGCCAAGAAGCUGGCCGGUUUUGAGCCGACGGUCUCCCCGAGCGACUGGCCCGAGCACGAGGACUCGGGCUUUGAGAACGCCAUGAAGAAGUGGACCGCCCUCGCUGUCAAGUCGGCCGACAAGGCUACCGCCCGCCACGCCGCCGCCGCACAAGCGCGCCAGCGCCGCAUCGCCGCAGGCGCCUCCAUCGAAGACGCUAUCGCCGCCACCGCAGACUACUCUACCUCAUCAGCCUAUUCCGGCUACUCGGCAGACUCGGCCUGCACCCUGCGGACAAGGAGCACGUCGGCCAAGGGUCGCUCGUCCGAUAACGUCGCCGCCUCGCGUGCCGCCUCGCCGCUCGCCUCCUCGCUCGCCGUCCGCCUCUCGCGCCGCUCGCUCAAUCUCUCUUCGGCCUCACUCGACGACUCGCUGCCGGACAUGGCCGACAGCGAUGUUGUCGCCUGUAUUGCCGACUUGGCUCCUCUUAUCCGCUCCCGUGCCUGUCCGCGUGCUCGCGCGGAUGGCAAGGCUCUCGAGACAGCCGCGCAAGCCGGCAAUGCCCUCGUCGCCCUCCAUCCGCGCGGCUCGCUCCGCACCGUCCUCGCUGUUGUCGACGACUCGGUCGUCCGCUUUGUCCAGGAUCCCGACUCCUCGCGCAUCUACCCCAAGUGUUCAUGCCACGCACCAGUGACGAUGCGGAAGAAGACCUCGCAACCGCGCCCGCAGUGGUGCAAGCACAUUGUCGCCGCCAUCCUCCGCGCCCAGCACGGUUCUUAUGCCGUGCGCUUCUAUGCCGAUACUGCCCGUGUUGCUGCUGCUCUCAAGCUUGUCGUCGAGCGUGCCCAUCCAGCCCUGCUGCCGGAGGCCUACGCUGCCAACGCUCAUCUCAACGCCGCCCGCGCCGCUAUGGCCGCAGACGCCGACGACGCCGACGCGCGCAUCGAACGCGAGCUCGACGCCCUCGAUGCCGCUCUAGCUGCUUCCGCACGCGCUGAGCGUAAGGCUCGUGCCGAAAAGGUGGCUGCUGAGCACGACGCCGCUGCCCGCCGCAAGACCGAACGCGCCAAGCGCCGCGCCCGAAAACGCGCCCGCAUGCUAGCCGAGAUCGAGACCGACAACGCCGCCCGCGCCGCUGCUGAAAAGGCAGCUAUGGCCAAGCUCGCGUCAUCGGCCCGUGCCCGCAUAGACCGCGCCGAGGCCGAAGAGCGCGCCGCUGCUGCUGCCCGCCGCUCUGCCCGCCGCUCCGCCUCGGCCGCACGUGACGCCCGCCUCCUCUCGGCCUCAGCCUCGGCCUCGGAGCUCCUUAUCUCUCGCAGGCAGACCUCCGGUGAGCUCGCCCUCCUCUCGCGCUCGGCCUCGGUCGCUCUGCACAACUCGACCCGCCGCAUCACCCCCACCUCGCCGCUGGUCCCGUCUGCCUCGGCCCUUCUGUAG